CUGUACUCCGUACUUAUCCUUCUGUACAUGACAUUCCGCAAACUUGAAAUCGAGCACCAUGUCUCACCGGUCGGCAUUGGCUCAACUUCGAGCUCAACGUGCUGCUGGCAAGACACGUCUCGAUUCGUACCAGGUCGAAGAUCAAGGCGCCAUCUACGACGAAGUCGAUGAAGACGGUUACAAGAAGGUUGUUCGCAGCCGCCUCGACAAAGACGACUUUGUGGUUGACGACCACGGUGAAGGCUAUGCGGAUGACGGUCGUGAAGAAUGGCAGAACGAGCGUCAGUACUACAGCAGCGACGAUGGGGACGAUAUCCCACUCAAGGGCAAGGCUGCGAAACGAAAACGCGACGAAGACCGAGAGAAGGAUGAGCGUACCAACCACAAAAUCAUGAACUACUUCAACAACGGCCCAGUGGCUGCUCCCAAGCCCAAGAUACAAACUACCGCCGAAGAUGAAGCAUUCAUGGCCGACCUGUUGGGCGAAGUCGAUGCCAACAUCCUUCCGGCUCGUGUAUCUACCAAGAAGCAUAUCAAGUCGGAAAACCGACGCAAGGUCAGAGUCCUCUCUCCUCCCCUCACCCAGGAGCGACCUCGACCAAAAUACCAGGCACCCGAGCCAGACCUGGUCGACACCCCUCCUCCUCAGGGAGCCCACGAUGGCGACGACACUAUGGCAAACUUUGACGACGACAACAUCAUGAGCGACCCUCUUCCUUCUUCUCCUGUCGUCAAGGCUGUCGAGCGCAGAACAAAGGUCCAAAUCAAAGAGGAGGAGGAUGACGAUGACAUGAUGGAUGUGGCCCAGGUCGUUGCGCAUGAAGGUAUUCAGUCCGCAAGCGUCAACAUGACUGGCAGCAGACCCCCGCCGAAGAUCAAGUCUUCUCAGCUUCCCACCCCCCAGAGCUCUUCGCCUCCUCUACCUGCAGUCAAUGAUGUCGAUGCCUCAUCGUGGAACAGGAUCAACAGCAAGCUCAAUAUUCAGAGCAGCCCGUCUUCAGAGUCGUACGUGUUCGGCAAGAUGAAGCCUCAGGAUGCAGUAGAGCAAGACGGCAGCUUGCGGUUCUUCUGGCUAGACUACACCGAGAUCAAUGGCAAUCUUUGUCUCUUCGGCAAAGUCAAGCACAAGUCCACCGGGCAGUAUCUCAGCGCGUUUGUGAAGAUUGACAAUGUCCUUCGCAAGCUGUUCUUCCUCCCCAGGAAAUAUAAACACUCCAAUGGUCGAGAGACCAGUGAAGAGGUGGAAAUGGAUGAUGUGUACGGCGAGGUCGACUCGUUGAUGUCUAAGAUGAAAGUCACAACGAGGAAGGUCAAGCCAUGUACAAGAAAAUAUGCAUUUGAGCUGCCAGAUGUGCCCAAGGAAACAGACUACCUCAAACUGCUGUAUCCGUACGACAAGAACUCUCUCCCCAUAGAUUUGCAAGGUGAAACCUUCUCGCGAGUCUUCGGCACAAACACUUCUCUGUUUGAGCAGUUUGUGUUGUGGAAGAACAUAAUGGGUCCUUGCUGGCUGAACAUCGAGGAUGCAGAUUUCACCUCUGUCAACAAUGCUUCAUGGUGCAAGCUCGAGUGUUCAGUAAGCCAACCGAAAAACAUCACUGUUCUGAAGGACUCUGAGGGCGUGGAAACCCCCAAACUCACCUUGAUGUCUCUGUCCUUCCGCACUCAACUUAAUGUCAAGGAGAAUAAGCAGGAAAUUCUGAUUGCGAGUGCCAGAGUUUACGAUAACGUUUCUCUUACAGACACUACUCCACCAGAGAAGCUACCGUCAAGAACAUUCACAGUCAUGCGACCAUCUGGCUCAGCAUACCCGCUAGGCUUUGAUGCUGAAACGAAGAAACAGAAUGGCACUUUUAUGCUCGAAAAGAGUGAACAAUUCCUGCUCAGCAAAUUUUUGGCUCUGUUCGAAAAGGUCGAUCCCGACGUUCUGAUCGGCCAUCAAUUGCAAGAAGUCGACUAUAGCAUUCUUCUUAGCCGUCUUAAAGAAAAGAAAACACCUGGCUGGCACCGCAUUGGCAGGCUGAAGCGAAGUGAAUGGCCCAAGACCUUCGGAAAAGGUGGCUCCUCAUUCUUCACCGAGCGCCAGCUUCUCGCCGGUAGACUGAUGUGCGACUUGGCCAACGACAUGGGAAAGUCGCUAAUGACGAAAUGUCAGCAAUGGAGCCUUACAGAAAUGUGUGAGUUGUAUCUUGGACCAGAAAAUCCUCGACGCGAGCUUGACAACGAGGAGUGGUUGAACAAAUACGUCAAGAAUCCUCAGGGGCUACUUGACUAUGUCAAUCACUGUCAUGCAGAUACCUACUUCAUUGCAGCACUAGCCUUGAAGUUGCAGAUGCUCCCACUGACCAAGGUUUUGACCGAACUUGCUGGUAAUUCUUGGGCCCGUACAUUGAGCGGCACGAGAGCCGAACGAAACGAGUACAUUUUGCUUCAUGAGUUCCACCGAAACAAAUACAUUUGUCCCGACAAGGAGUAUGGAAAAGGCCGGGCGAAGCGUACUGAAGAGAACGAAGAUGACGACGAAGGUGCCGAUACCAAGAAGAAAGACAAGUACAAGGGUGGUUUGGUGUUCGAGCCUGACAAGGGCUUGUAUGACAAGUUUGUCUUGGUGAUGGACUUCAACAGUUUGUACCCCAGUAUCAUCCAGGAGUACAACAUCUGCUUCACCACCGUCGACCGAGCGAGUACGGCACAGAAUGAGCACGAGGAGAAAGUGCCCGAGGUGCCUGUGGACCAAGCACAGGGUAUUCUCCCAAAACUCAUUGCCACUCUCGUCAUGCGUCGUCGUGAAGUCAAGAAGCUGAUGAAGGAUAAGCGAGCGACACCGGAGCAGAUGGCCCUCUGGGACACCAAGCAGAUGGCCUUGAAGCUUACCGCCAACUCCAUGUACGGUUGUCUGGGUUAUACCCAGUCACGAUUUUACGCAAGACCCCUCGCUAUGCUCACUACUUUCAAGGGUCGAGAAAUUUUGAGGAGCACAAAAGAGCUGGCCGAGAGCAACCAGCUUCAGGUCAUUUACGGUGAUACAGACUCGGUCAUGAUCAACACCAACGCGGACAACAUCGCUCAAGCGCUAAGUGUCGGUAACGAUUUCAAGAAGUCUGUCAAUGAACGAUACAAGCUGCUGGAGAUUGACAUUGACAAUGUCUUUCGUCGACUGCUGCUGCACGCAAAGAAGAAGUAUGCUGCUGUCAACAUGGCUGAAGUCGAUGGCAAGUACAUUGAGAAGCUCGAAGUCAAGGGUCUUGAUAUGAAAAGGCGAGAGUACUGCAACCUUUCCAAGGACGCUUCCAAGAAGCUUCUCAACGAAAUAUUGUCCGGGGACGAUGCCGAGGUGGUCCUGGAACGAAUCCACGAAUAUCUUCGCGACCUUGCGAAUAAGAUGAGAGAAAACACCAUCCCACAGACACAAUACGUCAUCUACACGAAACUCGGAAAGAAUCCAACCGAAUAUCCCAACGCAGACUCGAUGCCUCAAGUUCAGGUGGCACUUCGAGAAAUCGCUCGUGGAAAGAAUGUUCGAGUCAACGAUGUCAUGUCCUACAUUGUCACCAUGGGCGAUGAGUCUACUAAGGGUCUACCAGCGCCCAAGCGUGCAUACACACCUCAGGAUGUGCUCAAGCCUGGCUCAGGCCUUGUGCCAGACGUGGAGUAUUACUUGUCGAAGCAACUUUUCCCGCCGAUUGAGCGUUUGUGUGCUCCGAUUCCUGGCACCGACUCGGUCAGGUUGGCAGAGUGCCUGGGACUAGAUGUCCGCAAGUACCAGAUCAGCACGACGAGCGGUGACAGUCGGCAAAGCAACGAGAUCUUCCCUCUGGAAUCGCAAAUCCCUGACAGCGUUCGUUAUCGAGAUGCGGCUCGGCUCAAGCUCCGAUGCCGACAUUGCGAGCAGACGACAGUCUUUGAAGGCCUGUGCGACUCAACAACUACGUGCACACCCGAAGGCAUUGCCUGUAGCAAUGCUGAUUGCCAGCAAAUCUUCACCAGGAUGGCUGUGACGACCCAAUUGGAAGCACAAAUUCGAGUCCAGACCUGUCUUUAUUAUGAAGGUUGGCUUGUCUGCGACGAUUCAUCGUGUGGCAACCGGACCCGACAGAUUUCAGUGUAUGGUCACCGAUGUCUUGGCCCCAACGGCCGUGCCGAAGGGUGCCUUGGUCGUAUGUCAUACGAGUACAGUGAAAAGAAACUAUACAAUCAACUUCUGUAUUUCGCAAUGUUGUUCGACGCGGAGAAGGCGAAGAACAAAGCAAAGUCUGACAAGGAGUAUACGGACCGACGGGAUCGCAUUGUUGUUCUCGCCGAGACGAACAAGGACAGAUUCGAGAGUAUCAAGACUGUUGUUGAUGGCUACUUGAGAAAAUGUGGACGACAAUGGGUAGAGAUGGAUACAUUGUUCGGUUUUGCUCUGAGAUGAAAUGGAUUUGGGGGGUGUUGUUGUUUUCUUUUUGGAAUAAUGAGCUUGCAUUGAGAGAGCGUCUUUUGAUAGCGAAAAGGCCG
Molecule: messenger RNA, 4497 nt
Organism: Exophiala oligosperma
Lineage: Eukaryota; Fungi; Ascomycota; Eurotiomycetes; Chaetothyriales; Herpotrichiellaceae
Exons: 3
Coding region: 59-4414 (1451 amino acids)
Biological process (GO): DNA replication; mitotic DNA replication initiation; lagging strand elongation
Cellular component (GO): alpha DNA polymerase:primase complex
Molecular function (GO): DNA replication origin binding; chromatin binding; single-stranded DNA binding
Source: RefSeq, a predicted model, not a curated record